Bipolaris victoriae FI3 is the source of this 816-nucleotide messenger RNA. RefSeq lists its product as hypothetical. Gene Ontology annotation, molecular function: oxidoreductase activity. The transcript has 2 exons. NCBI's taxonomy places the organism in Eukaryota, Fungi, Ascomycota, Dothideomycetes, Pleosporales, Pleosporaceae. The record is from RefSeq and is a predicted model, not a curated record. Bases 1 to 816 code for a protein of 271 amino acids.
AUGUCUCAACCACUGAUCAUUGUUGUUACCGGCUCAAAUCGCGGCAUCGGCCAAGGCAUAAUCAAACUCCUUGCCAAAAACCAAUAUCGACGACCCUUGUGUAUCUAUGCUACAUCUCGCAGUGAAACAUCCUCCGUCAAAACAUUCAUCAGCAACACCUUGGAGAAAGAUGGCAAAAUCGACGUGCUUGUCAACAAUGCUGGCGUAAACAACAACAACAACGACGAGACACCCGAGCUAGCCGAACAAACGAUAAACGUCAAUUAUUAUGGCACAAAAGAAAUGUGUCGGCUCUUCCUCACCCAAGGAAAAAUGAACACAACACCAAGUUCUCGCAUCGUAAACGUAAGCAGCACCGCCUCUUCCCUUUCCAAUUACAAACCUCCCAUACAAUCUCGUUUUCGCUCCGCAAAGUCAGUCUCAGACAUCGAUGCCCUCGCUCAGGAAUACAUUUACGCCGUAAAAUCGCAAAAGCAGGAGGAGGCUGGCUUUGGCGCACCGCCAAAAUCAUACCAAGUUAGUAAAGCACUUAUGAAUGCUUUGACUCUUGUCUUGGCUAGAGAGAAUGAGGGUGUGGCGGUGAAUUGCUGUUGUCCUGGGUGGGUAGAUAGCGAUAUGGGGAAUCAGAUUGAGAAGCCACCGAAGACGUUGGAGGAGGGCGCUAGGAUACCUGUUAGACUGGCUAUAGGUGAUUUAGGGCAGGGCGGUAACGAAGAUGGAGGCCUGGACAGCGAUAGUAGGGAGACGGUUAGCGGAAGGUACUUUGGAAACGAUGGGGUGAAAGGUAAAGGGUGGGGAAGAGCAAGGGGGUGGUAA